Molecule: messenger RNA, 1624 nt
Organism: Magallana angulata
Lineage: Eukaryota; Metazoa; Mollusca; Bivalvia; Ostreida; Ostreidae
Exons: 9
Coding region: 175-1173 (332 amino acids)
Biological process (GO): methylation
Molecular function (GO): S-adenosylmethionine-dependent methyltransferase activity
Source: RefSeq, a predicted model, not a curated record
CACAGGCUUUCCACCCCUAUAUAUUGCCACUUCAUCACGUGAUCUUACACAAAUGCACAUAACUAUUUAAGUAAUAUUUUAAUACGUAGAUCUGCCACUUUGGAUCGUUAAGGAUCACCAAAGAAGAUUUAAAGAUAAAAUUGCACGUCUAAGAACAUAGACAGAGGCAUUGGAAUGGCAAUGUUUAAGCCAAAGAUGAACCCAGAAUAUUCUCAUGUCCAUUCAGAGAAUUUUGAUUUGUUCCUAUCGCCAAAUGUGGGAAGGUUGAAAGACAUUUUCAACAAAUAUCUUGAUGAAUGGGAUUUUAAAACAAAAAUCAAUCUUGCAGAUUUCGGAACAAAUGACGGAAAAAAUAUCUUUCCGUUUCUAAGGAUAAUGAUCGAACUCAUUCGACAAAGAUCGGCAUCGUGUGAAAUAUGUGUAACAUUGAAUGAUCAACCCACAAAUGAUUUUUCCGCUUUGGUUAAGAAUGCAGAAGAUUUUAAAAAAGAGAUGAAGGACGACUUCUUAGCAGUACACACUAUUCCUGGAAGCGCAUACCACCGCUGUUUACCUGACGAAACCAUCGAUAUUGGAACCUGUUCAUUGAUGUUGCACUUUCUUUCUGAGUAUGUUGUACUUGAAAAUGCAUUGAUGUACGUUCCUGGUCUAUUGGUAAGUGACGAAGAAACAACAAAGGUUAAGAGUUUAGCUGCAGAGGAUUUGAAAAAUUUCAUCCGGGCCAGACUCACUGAAAUGAAAAAAGGUGCAAUUUUUUUCGUGAACAUUCCCACUGACCCUCUGGUGUUACAUGAAAUGUGUUCAUCUACGUUUUAUCAACUUUACCAAAGAAAUGUCAUAUCAAAGGAGGAAUUGAGGAAUACAUUUGUCCCUACCAAUAACGCACGAACGGAGACUGACGUAAAAACAGCAUUUGUGGAAAUAGGGAAGUAUAAUGGUGCGGAACUUCUGCAUUUUACACAUAGAAGAGUCAAAAUGUAUCAGAAUAAGGACCUAGUAAAAUGCGUGAGAGCAUGGAUUAUUCCUUGUUUGAUGGCCGGACUAUGUCAAACAAGAAGCAACAACGACGCUGCAGAUGUGUGUGAAUUGUUUUUUCAGGAUCUAAGAGGUCGACUCUCUGACGUGAAAUGUGUGAACUAUAAAAUUUAUGAAGUGAUUUUUCAGAAACUGUAACCAUUUGCAAAAGAAGCACAAGGAAACUUAACGUCUUUAGCAACUUAAGCAUCAAAUUAAAGGAGUAGUUCUUGGCAUAUUAAUAAUACUUGAAGAAUGAUUCCUUAUUUCUUCAACAUUAGCUCAGUUUAAAUCACCAUUAUGUAGACAGUACUCAAAGUACGAUGAACAAUAAUAUUAAUUUGCCGCUUGAAUUGUGAAUUUAAAUUUGGUAGUUUAUUAGUGAGUGUCUGGUAAGUUUUGUUAUGAAUUAAAAGGCAUGCGAUCCUGCUUGAAAUAAUGUAUAAUCAGACUCCACAUGUAGAAAGCAUAACGUUCUCAGUUUAAAACAAAAAUUUUGUUAUGUAGGUAUUUCAAUUAACUUUGAUAACAGUACUAGACCUUUAGUUUGGCAUCAAUCUUUUUUAUAUAAUAUUUCAUAAAUAUUAUAAAUAAUUUCGUUUUUACACAA